AUGGACUUUAGAGCUACCGAUCGAUGCACCUUCAGUCUACUUGCGUGCUCUCCCUCAUGCUUCAAGCAAUCACACUCUAUCGUCGAAGCAGCGUCGCCUGUGGUGGAGGGCUACAUAGAAGGCAUACGGGCGCUCACUGUCUUCAACAACAAUGGACUGUACCCCUCCUUUCCGACGAUUGCAGACGAGAACAGGCUGUUUUCGGCGGUCCUUGCGUGCAGUGAGUAUGGCAAAGAGGACGAGGAGCGUGUCACCAUUACAUUGAGGGACGUGUCCGCAAAUGGCGGACGAUCAGCAAAGUACUCAAACAUAUCGGUCACAAGAGCAAGAGACAAAGAUUUCGCGGAGUACGACGCGAGCGAGUGGGAGGAUGUCAGUGACGAUACUGAUGUUAGCAAUGGCAGCACCAGCGAUAGCGACGACACAGCAUCGUUCGAUUGGAAUGGUCUCCGCGAAGCGUUGAUCCCAAUCGAAGAACUUACCCCCUUGCCUCUCUGA
Messenger RNA from Macroventuria anomochaeta, 498 nucleotides. RefSeq lists its product as uncharacterized. NCBI's taxonomy places the organism in Eukaryota, Fungi, Ascomycota, Dothideomycetes, Pleosporales, Didymellaceae. The record is from RefSeq and is a predicted model, not a curated record. The coding region runs from base 1 to 498 and encodes 165 amino acids. The transcript is spliced from 2 exons.